Molecule: messenger RNA, 7836 nt
Organism: Marmota flaviventris (yellow-bellied marmot)
Lineage: Eukaryota; Metazoa; Chordata; Mammalia; Rodentia; Sciuridae
Gene: Igsf10
Product: immunoglobulin superfamily member 10
Molecular function (GO): protein binding
Source: RefSeq, a predicted model, not a curated record
AUGAGGGUGAAGACCAUCUGCUUGCUGGUCCCCUUCACUGGGGUCCUCCUGGUGACUGCCCCGGGGAGCAGAGCCUGUCCCCGCCGCUGCACCUGCUAUGUGUCCACAGAGGUGCACUGCACAUUUCGGUACCUGACUUCCAUCCCAGAGAGCAUUUCACCAAACGUGGAACGCAUCAAUUUAGGGUACAACAGCUUGGUUAGAUUGACGGCAAUGGAUUUUUCUGGCCUGAGCAAGUUGGAGCUGCUCCUGCUGCACAGCAAUGGCAUCCACACCAUCGCCGAUAGGACCUUCUCGGAUCUGCAGGCGCUGCAGGUCUUAAAAAUGAGCUAUAACAAAGUUCGAAAACUUGAGAAAGAUACUUUUCAUGGCCUCAGGAGCCUGACCCGGCUGCACAUGGACCACAACAACAUUGAGUUCAUAAACCCCGAGGCUUUCUAUGGGCUCAGUUCUCUCCGCCUGCUGCAGUUGGAAGGGAACCAGCUCACUAAGCUCCAUCCAGAUACCUUUGUGUCUCUGCGUUUCCUCCAGAUGUUUAAGACAUCCUUCCUCAAGUACCUGUACUUGUCUGACAACUUCCUGCCCUCCCUCCCUCAGGAGAUGCUCUCCUACAUGCCUGCCCUAGAGAGCCUCUAUCUGCACGGGAACCCGUGGGUCUGUGACUGCCAUCUGAGGUGGUUGUCUGACUGGAUGCAGGAGAAGCCAGAUGUAAUAAAAUGCAAAAAAGACAGAGGUCCCUCUGGUCUGCAGCUGUGUCCCGCUUGCAUGAACCCCCAGAGUAUUAAGGGCAGGCCCUUUGCUCUGGUCCCAGCUGCCACUUUCCUGUGUGUGAAGCCAACCAUCAACCCGUCCUUGCAAUCAAAGAGACCGAUUGUUCCAGAAGACGAUGGUUCUGCCUCCGUCUCUCCCCGAGACUUCCUGGCACCCCUCGGUUCCCUAACUCUGAAUAUGACAGACCAGUUUGGAAACAAAGCUAACGUGGCCUGCAGCGUUCAGAAGCCCUCGAGGACACGGCCCAUGGUGUUCACUGAAGAAAACAACCACAUCUUCCUCAAUAUGUCACUUUCAACAUUCCUGGUGUGCGACGUGGAUCCCAGUGACAUUCAGCCAGUGUGGCACAUUCUGGCUUUGUACAGUGAUGCCCCUCUGACACUGGAAAGGAACCGCUUGCCCCCUGAAACACUGCAGCUGCGCUACAAAUACAGACAGGUGGCACCUAAGCCCGAAGACAUCUUUACUAACGUGGAGGCCGACCUCAGAGCGGAUCCCUCGUGGUUGAUGCAGAACCGGAUCUCUUUGCAGCUGAACAGAACUGCGACCACCCUGGGGACAUUACAGAUCCAGUAUGCAAGUGAGGCUCAAGUCACUUUACCAGCCACAGCGGGGGAGCCAGGGACACACAAGUGGACUAUGAUUUCAAGGAAUAACGACACCAAGCUGGAGCACACCGUCCUGGUUGGUGGCACCAUUGCUCUGGACUGCCCAGGCCAAGGGGAACCCAGCCCACACUUGGAGUGGCUUCUAGCCGAUGGGAGCAAAGUGAGGGCCCCCUAUGUUAGUGAGGAUGGACGAAUUCUGAUAGACAAAGGUGGAAAGCUGGAACUCCAGAUGGCCGAUGGUUCUGACUCAGGCAUGUACCACUGCGUAAGUACCAAUUACGGUGAUGCAGACGUCCUCAGCUACAGGAUCACCGUGGUAGAGCCCCGCAUGGAGCCUCUUCCUGAACAGGGGUUUCAUCACACGGUUUUUGCUGGUGACACGCUCGAUCUCCCAUGCCAUGCUACAGGGACCCCAGACGCCUCUGUUAGCUGGGUCCUUCCAGGAAGCUCUGUCCUCCAUCAGUCCUCAGGAGGAAAGCAAAUUCUUAACAACGGCACAUUGAGAAUCCCACAGGUCACCCCAGAAGAGCAAGGUCAGUAUUGCUGUGUAGCAGCCAACCCAUCGGGGGUGGAUUUUCUGCUUUAUCAAGUUUCAGUCAAAAUGAAAGGUCAAAGGCCAUCAGAGCAGGAGAGGGACGCAGAUGGAUCUGGACUCGGAGAGCCUAGUCCCAGCACUCACCCUCGGGAGUCUGCGAUUGGCGGGCUCCCUCCGUCUGCUCCCUCGGGGACUCAGGCUAGGAGACCAGUCUCCAGAGCAAGUAAGAAUGACAGAGGGGGGUUCACCCCGCUGCUGCGGGGAGGGUCAGCACACCGAGGCCUGAGGGAGCAUAGGAGGCACUUCCCCCCCUCUGCACGGAGGAUUGAUCCACGACACUGGGCAGCGCUUUUGGAGAGAGCUAAAAAGAAUACUGUGCCAGAAAAACGGGAAAGCACCACGGCAGGGCCACCCAUGCCAGGCUCCCGGCUCCUGAGCUCACCUGGCGAGGAAGAGGGCUCUUCGGGUGUGCUCCCCCCAGAAGAGGAGUCUGCAGGCCCCACAGCAGCUCCCAGUGCUGUGGCAAGGGUGGAGGCUGCUGGCCCUGGAGCAAUGGCCCCGAGCCUUGUGGCCAACAGAGCCUCUGACACAGAAGCCUCCCCCAUGGCGAGUCCACCUGUGCAGCCUGAAAACCCUACAGGUUUCAAGCAGUCUACCACUUCUAAAACCACAGCCACACCCGAGGACCUAGAUCCAAGUAGAUCAAGCCUAAUGCACAGUGCAGCCACCCAAAAUCCAGCCCCUCUCUCUCCACCGAUGCCCAGAACGACUGAAUUUCAGGACUCUGAGCAGACGGGGAGGUACGAGCAUUUUCAAAGGGCUCCUCCAACAACACGGAGGACUGUGACCAGAGAUGCCCUCAUCAAAACGCUUAGUAGCAAUAACAGAGCUGAUGUGGUCUUAGAGUCAGUAAAUACCACAGCCGGCCACCAGACACCGGUGACGGGAGCCAGUGAACCCAGGAGCAAUCACUUCUAUUCUUACACUCUGCAAGGACUUAGCACCUCUAGGCUCCCUUCAGAGCCACACGUUACUGCUGAUCCUUCAUUUCAGGUUCCUAGAAGUAGCACUGCUGGCACCCCACUCCCCAGACGCUUUGGGCGGCGCAGGAAAACUUGGGGCAGAGGGCGAAUUAUUAGCCCAUACAGGACUCCAGUUCUCCGACGGCAUGGAUAUGGCAUGGUGGGGCCUGCAGUCCGGGGCUCUGCUGAGGAAAGCACUACCACACCUUCAGCCUCAGAGCUCCCUGUGAGGUGCCUAUCCUGUCCUCCCACAGAGGCACUGGCCUCUGCUACAACAGUGACGUCUUCUCUAGGUCCUCCCCCCAGCACCCACCCCAACGUUGAUGUCGCCAGAGUCACAGCAGAUCUGUCCACAACUCUAGCCCAGAAUCCUUCAUUAUCUGAGAACAAACCAGAGGUGGAUGUUGAUAAAACAUCACCCACAAUAAAAUAUGUCAGUGCUGAAAGUAGCCACGGGGCCCCCACUGCAGCCACGACUCCUGCCCUCACCUCCAUACCUCUGAAUCAACCUCUCCUAGCAGAUAAUGGUUCCCUGAGUGUAUCCACCACCAGCGAAGCCAGAGGACAGUCGGGGAUUACACCACCUCUUCCAGGUCCCGUCACCAAGCCACCAGUGCCCACGGCUCUGCCCACUACAAGAUUCUCAAUAAGGAAAAUCCCCUGGCAUCAGAUCUUUGUAAAUAACUAUAAACAAAAAGGGAUAUUAAAGAAUCUGCGUACGUUUGGUUUACAGAAAAGCAAAGCUACGAUGCUUCCUAGAAUAUCUCCUACUCUACCCACAAAUCACAUUCCCCCCUUCCCUCCUGCGACGUUCUCGGCAAGGCUAAUGCAAAUUCCACCCGUAACACUGGCUGCCACCCACCAUAGCACCAGCGAAACCCCCAGAUCUGGACACCGCCCCACAGGGAGGGAGCUGCCCUUCCCAUCCUCCCACUCCCUGCUUCCCACUCCCACCCCCAGAGAAUCGAGCACAUCUGGCUUCCAACCAGUGCAAACAGCCACCCUGACAGGUGCCCCCGCUGCUCCCACAUCUGUCAUUAUCUAUAAGACCCAAGCAACAGGACCCAGGUCCCCAGAAUAUCCAGGAGAACAGGAGCCUCAGAGGAACAGGAAUGACCCGAGCACCUCUCCAGGCCAGAGUGCUGGCCUGCCUCUCUCCGCUGCAGUGACACCUGUUCCAGCCGUAGCUGAAACUUCCCUUGAGCCUGGCGUCUCUGCUUUCACUCCCCCACCACUGGAAGACACAGGUGGGAUUUCAAGCACAACUGGUCUUCACUCAAGAACCCUUCCCCUGACAGGUGUACCUGAAGGGCCACCCCAAGAGACCACCCAGACUCCGAGGAGCACAAUUGCUUCCGAAAUGUCAGAGUCCAGCAAGUCGCCCCAAAGUACCACAGCCAGGAAAACCAGCGUUGAACCCUCGACCAGGCCACCAUUCCUGAGCAGCCAUGGUCCUCUAGUACCGAUUCCUACCUCCCUGCCCCCCACGCAAACUGCAGUUAUUGACAGAUUGGCAACUCCCGUCUUCAAGAUGAGAACGGACACAGUGGUCACCUUGAACAAGUCCUCGAGGCAUGAUGCUGACCUACAACAAUUAGCAGCAGGGGUCACAGCACCUCCCCAGCAGCCAGAUGCCAAACUUGUGACUGGCGCGGCCCACUUUACCUACCCCAGCUGGGGACGCCCUACUCUCACCCCGAGACCGAGACCAAUGACAAUUAAGUCGCAAGAUUCCAAAUGGACUCCCUUGUCCUGGCCAGAAAACCAGUUUGGGCCCAAGUCAUACCAAGAAAUUGCAGGCAAAGGUAAAAAUCCAGUCCCAAGUGAGUUGCCCACUCUGAGCUUACCAGAGGCCACCUCUCAGACUUCAAUCUGGGAUGGACAGAAGACGGAUAAGACAGCUAGUCAAAAAAUCACAACUUUCCAGCUCCUUCCCUCGGACUCUUUGUUGAGGAGUAUGUUUGAAAAGCCCAGAAUAGUUGGAGGAAACGCUGCCAGCUUCACGGUUCCUGCGCAUUCGGAUGCCUUUCUCCCCUGCACAGCCGUUGGGAACCCCCCGCCCACUGUCCACUGGACCAGAGUCUCAUCAGGACUUGAAUUGUCAAAGAGGAAACAGAAUAGCAGGUUCCAGGUACACCCCAAUGGCACACUGUCUAUCCAGAGGGUCAGCAUUCAGGACCGUGGACAGUACCUUUGCUCAGCGUCCAACCCAUUUGGCACGGACCACCUUCAUGUCACCUUGUCCGUGGUUUCCUAUCCCCCCAGGAUCCUGGAGAGACGCACUGAAGAGAUCACGGUCUAUUCUGGAAGCACCGUGGAGCUGACAUGCAGAGCAGAGGGUAGGCCCAGUCCUACGGUCUCCUGGAUUCUUGCAAACCAGUCAGUGGUCUCCGAGUCAUCCACAGGAAAUAGACAGGCCCUGGUGACCGCCGACGGAGCGCUGGUCAUCCGCAAGCUGAGCAUUUACGACCGCGGCUUUUACAAGUGUGUGGCCAGCAACCCCGCUGGCCAGGAUUCACGGCUGGUUAGGGUACAAGUCAUCGCAGCUCCCCCGGUCAUUCUAGAGCAGAAGAGGCAAGUCCUCGUGGGGCGUCGGGGGGAGAGCUUGGAACUGCCCUGCACUGCAGAAGGGACUCCUCAGCCCCUCGUUCACUGGGUCCUCGCGGACGGCACUGAAGUAAAACCCCUGCAGGCCUCUAGUGCCAAGUGGUUCUUAGGUGCCAAUGGGACUCUGCACAUCAGCAACCUCGCCCCUGCUGACAGGGGCACUUACGAGUGCAUUGCCACCAGCUCCACUGGCUCAGAGAGGAGGGUGGUGACCCUCAGAGUGGAGGGGCAGGAGACCAGCCCCAGAAUAGAGGUUGCCUCCCCAAGGUGGACAGAGGUGAACCUGGGGGAUGAACUGCUACUGAACUGCUCAGCUGCUGGGGAGCCCACACCCAAGAUAAUCUGGAGGCUUCCGUCCAGGGCGGUGGUCGACCAGUGGCACAGGAUGGGCAGCCGACUCCACGUCUACCCAAACGGGUCCCUGUUUAUUGGAUCUGUGACAGAAAAAGACGGUGGUGACUACUUGUGCGUGGCCAGGAACGGCGCGGGGGACGACCUGACCCUGAUGCACGUCAGCCUGAGGCUGAAGCCCGCCAAGAUCCACCACAAGCCACACUUUAGAAAGCAAGUGCUCCAGGGGCGGGACUUCCAGGUGGACUGCAAGGCCUCCGGCUCCCCCGAGCCUGAGAUCUCCUGGAGUCUGCCGAACGGACGAAAGAUCAACCAGGCUGUGCCAGCCUGGGACAGCGGCCACAGGGCCCGCAGGUACACCCUUUUUGACAACGGGACCUUGUACUUCCACAAAGUCGGGAUCACUGAGGAAGGAGACUACACGUGCCAUGCCCAGAACACCCUGGGGAAGGACGAAAUGAGGGUCCACCUCACCGUGCUCACAGCCGCCCCUCGCAUAAGGCGGGGGUACCAGACCAAUGUGAGGCUCCGAGCUGGGGACACGGCCGUCCUCGACUGUGAGGUUGUGGGGGAGCCCAAGCCAGGGACGUUCUGGGUGCUGCCAUCUGGCGACACGAUUUCCUCCUCCAGGGGUAGGUACACGGUUCACGCGAAUGGGUCUCUGUCCGUCAGCAAGGUGAGGACGCUGGAUUCUGGAGAGUAUGUGUGUGUGGCCCAGAACCCCAGUGGGCAUGACACCGAGACAUACACAGUGGCCGUCGACUGCAGGCCCCCAAUGAUCAACGGCAUCUAUGCCAACAAGACGGUCACGAAAGCCACGGCCGUGAGGCAUUCCAAAAAGCACCUGCACUGCAGAGCCGAAGGGACGCCACCGCCCCAGGUCACGUGGGUCAUGCCGGACAGCAUCGUCCUCACGGCCCCGUACUACGGCAGCAGAGUCACAGUCCAUGCCAACGGAACCCUGGAAAUCCGGAACGUGAGGCUUUCCGACUCUGCCAACUUCAUCUGUGUGGCUCGGAACGAAGGGGGAGAGAGCAAGCUGGUGGUGCGGUUAGAGGUCCUGGAGAUGCUCAGGAGACCCACUUUCAGAAACCCCUUGAAUGAAAAAGUGGUUGCCCAGCUGGGACAGCCCACAGCACUGAACUGCUCUGUGGAUGGCAACCCGCCUCCUGAAAUAAUCUGGAUUCUCCCCAACGGCACCCAGUUUUCUAACGGACCACACCUCUCUCCAUAUCUGGUAGCAAGCAAUGGCUCCUUCCUCAUUCAUAAGACAACUCGGAAAGAGGCAGGAAGAUAUCGGUGUGCAGCUAGGAACCAAGUGGGCUACAUUGAGAAACUGAUCAUACUAGAGAUUGGGCAGAAGCCCGUUAUUGUGACGUACGCACUAGGGACUGUAAGGGGCCUUGGUGGGGAAUCUCUAUGGCUGCAUUGUGUCUCUGAUGGAAUCCCAAAGCCACACAUCAAAUGGACCAUGCCAGGUGGUUCUGUGCUAGACAGGCCUCAAAGUAAUGGCAAGUACACCCUGCACGAAAAUGGCACCUUGGUCAUCAAGGAAGCAACGGCCCACGACGGGGGGAAUUAUAUUUGUCGGGCACAAAACAGCGUUGGCCAGGCACUGAUCACUCUUCCAGUGAGGAUUGUGGCCUACCCGCCCCGAAUCACAAACCGCCCUCCCAGGAGCGUCCUCACAAGGACAGGAGUGGCCUUUCAGCUCCACUGUGUGGCUCUGGGAGUCCCCAAGCCGGAAGUCACCUGGGAAAUGCCUGUCCACUCCCAGCACUCAAGGGCAAGAGAAGGGAGGAGCCAGGGGGGCGAGCAGCUUCACCUGCAAGGCACCCUAGUCCUUCCGAAUCCCCAGACCUGGGACUCGGGGCUGUACAGGUGCACAGCCAGGAACGCCCUCGGUAGUGACUCCGCAGCAACUUACAUUCAAGUCAUCUGA